Lampris incognitus (smalleye Pacific opah) is the source of this 1149-nucleotide messenger RNA. It is a transcript of the gene mmgt1, whose product is annotated as membrane magnesium transporter 1. Gene Ontology annotation, cellular component: EMC complex; plasma membrane; Golgi apparatus. The coding region runs from base 39 to 431 and encodes 130 amino acids. Lineage: Eukaryota; Metazoa; Chordata; Actinopteri; Lampriformes; Lampridae. The transcript is spliced from 4 exons. The record is from RefSeq and is a predicted model, not a curated record.
UGCGACGUUGGGCUCAGUUCUCACUGCCCUGGUGGAAGAUGGCGUCUUCGUUCUGGAAAGGUGUUGUCGGCGUUGGACUUUUUGCCUUGGCUCAUGCAGCUUUCUCAGCGGCGCAACAUCGAUCAUACAUGCGUCUCACAGAGAAGGAAAACGAAACACUACCAAUAGAUAUCGUCUUACAGACUUUACUAUCAUUUGUCUUGACCUGUUAUGGCAUUGUCCACAUCGCCGGGGAGUUCAAAGACAUGGAUGCCUCUUCAGAGCUGAAAAACAAAACAUUUGAUACACUGAGGAACCACCCGUCGUUUUACCUUUUCAAUCACCGGGGUAGGAUGCUAUUCCGCACACCAGAGCAAGAGCCCUCCUCGGCACGCAACCAACAAGCCCUUCCUAACCCCAUACGACUACGCAAGCUGGAGCAUUUGCACUGAGACUGGCCUUCCCGUGCACUCAAUGUAAAACUGUGUGCACAGAUGAGCUUUUUGAUUAGCUGGAGGGUUAAAGUGAGAAUUCAUUUUCCCUAUUUUACUUUGUCUUUGUACAUAAACUAACGUGUUGUUCAAAUGUGCAUCUCUUUCCAUAGAAGUGGUCAACACCAUAUUUAACACUGACUGUGCCAACCCUUCAGUUUUUCAACCUGAUUUCUUUGUAGAAUUGUUUGUAGAAUCGCAUCGCUUUGGAGUCUUAAGAUUUUGAGACCUCUCCCCCUUUUCUCUUGUCCCUUUUGAGCAGAUUUGGGAUUUUUAGUUCCCUUGUUGUACAAGGGUACAUUAAAUAUUUUUCAGUCAUCAGGCAUCCAUCUUAAGCAACUGUCACUGGACAGUUUUUUCUUUUAAUCUUGUGUCAACAGGAAUGAGAAUUGUUGUAUAAACUAAGGAGCCUUCUGUUGGGAGAAUUCCUUGAUUAUUUCCAGGAGACAUAAAGGCUUAUCUGUACAUUCUUUAUGCAAUAAAGAGUUGUGCUCUGUUUUGUCACAGAACAUCAAACCAAGGAGAGGUGUGACAAUUGAACUGAGGGAAGAAGUGUCACAGCAAAUCUAGUACUGUGAACACUAUAUGUAGAGAGUAAUGGUACAUUUGGAUAGGUAUUUUUUUCAUUUUACAUUUUAAGAUUCAACAAUUUGUUUUUAAUUUAAUAAAUGCAUACUGA